CCCCAUCUCCCAACACCAAAAUGCCUUCCGCCACCAUCACGAAGCCUGCAAUUGCAGGCGCAAAGGUCGGAACUGGGUCCAAGAGGAAAGACGGGCCCGCAAAAGACAGCGCAGUGAAAGACAGGGGAAGCAAGAAGGCAAAGACUGGAAAGACGGACCGGGAGUCUGGGAACACGAAAUCUUCUUCAAAGAAGGAGAAGACGAAGCCAAUUAUGAUUGAAAAUACUAAACCUGUCAAGAAAGCCAAGAUAGCAGUCAGCGAAUCUGAUUCCGAGGACUCUGAUUCUGGCGGUGCUCCUUUGGCCGACGAAGAUGUUGAGAUGGAGGAUGAAGAAAUUCUGCCUGCGGAAGGACUACACCCUGAUAGAGCUAAGGCAGUCGUCGCCAACAGUAAGCUCUUUUAUCCUAAAGUGCUCAAUUAGUCGAUUGCUCAGCUGCUAAUGCGUUUAGGCCAAUCGUCCAAGGAAGCGCAUGCGAAGCAGAAACAGCUUGUGAAGGAGCGAAAAGCAGCGAAGCCAAUGGCAGAUGACCUAUCUCGGACGAAGAAAUUAUGGGAGCGAUUGCGACGAAAAUCACACGUACCCACAGAAGAGAGGAAAGUCCUGGUCGCGGAAUUGUUUGAAAUCAUCACAGGCCGGAUCAAGGAAUUUGUCUUGAAGCAUGACAGUGUCCGAGUCGUUCAAACUGCUAUCAAAUAUGCCACACCAGAACAGAAAAGAAUGAUUGCCAAAGAACUCGCAGGAACAUAUCGUCAAUUGGCAGAGAGCAAAUACGCUAAAUUCUUGAUUGGCAAAUUGUUGGUUCAGGGAGACGAUGAGAUUAGGGAUACCAUUGUCCCCGAGUUUUUUGGUCACGUACGAAGACUUAUCAAGCACCCGGAAGCUUCCUGGAUUUUGGAUGAUAUCUAUCGAGGUGUUGCAACAAAACAGCAAAAGGCAAUCAUUCUACGAGAGUGGUAUGGAGCCGAAUUCGCUCUUUUUCAAAAUGACCCAGCUCAGAAAGUUCCUUCAGAUCUUGCCGAAAUUUUAACUACGGAUCCUGGCAAACGUGCUCCCAUCAUGCGCUCAUUACUUGAGUUGAUCAACCACUUGAUCCAGAAGAAGCUCACAGGAUUCACACUUCUUCACGAUGCCAUGUUACAGUAUUUUCUUAAUGCAAAGGCUGGAACCGAAGAGGUUACAGACUUUGUCGAAUUAAUCAAGGGAGAUGAGGAAGGCGAUUUAUUGAAGAAUUUGGCCUUCACGAGAUCUGGGUCUAGAGUGGUGUCUCUGACUCUCGCUUAUGGGACAGCAAAAGACCGAAAGCAGGUUCUCAAAACAUACAAGGACACUCUGCAGCUGAUGGCUAAUGACGAUAAUGGCCACAUCAUCAUUCUUACCGCUUAUGAAGUUAUCGACGAUACUGUUCUGACCGCCAAAUCAAUAUUUCCCGAGCUUUUAUCCAAGGAUUCUCAAAAGCAAAUCGAGAAUAUUGUUAGCUUCGCCAAUGAUUUGAAUGCCCGUACGACCUUACUAUAUCUUUUCCAAGGACGAUCAAAGGCUCUCUUUCCUCCUAGUCUUGCAGUUGAUCUUGAGAUCUUGAAAGAAGUCGACAUAGUCCGUCAAACGACCAGUAAAAAGGAUCCGGAAAUCAGGAGAGCAGAACUUGCAAAAGCUCUUUCUCCUUACAUCCUUAAGGCAAUCGAAACAGCCGCAGGUGAUUUGGUAGCGACUUCUUUUGGAACUCAGUUCAUUGCUGAGGUCUUAUUUGGGGCCGAUGGCGACAAAUCUGCAGCUCUUCAAGCAAUUGCCGAGACAGCUCAGGGAGACCAAACAUGGAUUGCACCUCCAGCGGAAGGAGCAGAGCCAACCGAAGAGACUCCUCCAUUCGUUUCUCACAUAGCCAACACUCCAGCUGGCGGCAAAAUGCUCAAGUCGCUCGUUGCAGGAGGACGUUUUGACCCCAAAACCAAGACCAUCGUUCCUGUUGUCCCCGCCCUAGACUUCGCCAACAUUCUCUACCCCAACAUCAAAGAUCACAUCGUUGAAUGGGCCACUGGGUCAAGUUCCUUCGUCCCACUAGCUCUCCUCGAAUCCUCUAGCUUCUCGGAUAUUGCCGAGUUACGCGAAACUCUCAAAGCCAACAAGAAAAAGCUGGAAAAGGCAUCCAAAGAAGAGACUGUGGAGCAAAAGUCAAAGAGAGAUGCUUUCGAAGCGGAACAGGUUGCUGCAAGUGCCAAGGGGAAGAAAUUGAAGGCUGUGAAAGUAAAGGAGAUUGGUAAUAAGGGAGCGGCUCUUUUGUUGACAAAGUUGUAAGUGAGGAGGGGGUUAAUUGGAUGUUGUGUACUACCUCGUUUGGUAAUCUUACAUAGGUAAUUUGAUACCCCGAGAACAUUGUCACGUUAGAAUGCGUAAGCCUUUCUUGCGCUUUUCAUAUCUUAGAGGCGUCGGCGCUGGCUGGUGUCUGAAAUGAAAAUUUAUUACUUCUUGAUGAGCGUUUGUGGUUCUCUAUCUGUGUGUUUACGUUAGGGGGGUCGACACUUAUUGGAUCGGCUCAACUCAUAGGGAGAGGAAAGAGCAAUCAGAUAAGCUCAGAGAACUCGAGUUCGAGUUACUAGAUUCUUC
This is a messenger RNA of Hymenoscyphus albidus, 2603 nucleotides long. The record is from the annotation of a GenBank genome assembly. NCBI's taxonomy places the organism in Eukaryota, Fungi, Ascomycota, Leotiomycetes, Helotiales, Helotiaceae.